GCUCAAGAACUCAAUCACAGCUUAAGAAUCUGCUGCUAAAGCUGAGGAAAGAGCUUCCUCUAGCUAGAAUCACUCACUUAGACAUGUAUUCAGCCAAAUAUCCUCUAGCAUGGCGAAAACUCUAGGUUUUGUUGAUCCAGUGAACUAUUGCUGUUGGAGCUUCCAUGGCUUACACCUCAACUGUGGGAAGAAAGAAGCUGUGAAUGGAACAGUCUACGAGAACAACACUUGCAAGGAUCCAUCAAGGCAUGUUAGCUGGGAUGGCAUACACUACUCUGAGGCUGCAAACUUGUGGGUUGCUAACCACAUUUUGAAUGGCUCAUUUUCAGACCCACCAUUGCCGAUCGACAAAGCUUGUCGACCAUUACCAAUACGAUGAAUUGAACUAUUAUAAGUCGAUGAAAAUGUACUCGUAAAAUAGUACUUCGAAAUAAAUGAACUACAAAUGAGUGCAUAAAUAUGGAAGGAUCGGCUGAUUAUGAGCAGAAUCAACAUUUUUUUAAAUCCAAA
Molecule: messenger RNA, 510 nt
Organism: Cucurbita maxima (winter squash)
Lineage: Eukaryota; Viridiplantae; Streptophyta; Magnoliopsida; Cucurbitales; Cucurbitaceae
Product: GDSL esterase/lipase At3g27950-like
Exons: 3
Coding region: 110-379 (89 amino acids)
Source: RefSeq, a predicted model, not a curated record